UUUUGCCAACAAUUAAAGCAAUACCAAAGCUUCAUCGGCCAUUGAUACUGUUCGGUCCCAUUUUCUGUCUCGGCCUUCUUGGUGCCCUAGCUUUCUAUCAAUUAUUUUUUAUACUAUUAGAAUCCCAUCGAGCUUAGCCUUUGAAUCUUUCGAUGUAAAGGCUCUUCUUUCUCUCCGGCUCUUCGCUGUCAAGUCUUUAUUCCAGUAAGCAUUUCUAUUACCUGUUUUAGGUUCGAAAUCAAAGAGGAGUUUUUUGAAACUCACACACUUCAAUUGGGUUCGCUUGAAUUGAUUAGAUCUGUGGCAGUUUAGAGUAAAAAGCCGCUUUAUAGUUAAACGCUUGUGGAAAUCUGAAUUUGUGUUUUUAACAGCUACUGUGAUUUAAUGAACUUUAAAGUUUUUCCUUUUUGUGCAUUGAAGUCUGCUUUUAGUAGCUGAAUUGAGUGCCUUUCAAGGCUUGCUCACAAAUAUCAAGCUUGUUCCAUUCAUUGCUUUUGCUAUUUCUGCUCUUUGUUUAGGAAAUAUGUGUUGUCAUGGUAUUGGUAUAUACAAUCCUUUAACUUUUAUGAACUUCUGUUCCAAAUCCAUGUUUUAUCAGGUCUCAUUGUAGAUGAUAUUCAUAUAUUUGAGACGGUGUCUUUGGUUCUGUUAUCGGACCUCCUUGCUUCUUUGUCUUUCGUUUUGUGCCUCACCAUAUCUGGGACUACUAGCUGAUUUAGGGAAUUUCAAGUUCUUUUAGGAUUGAGAGGAAAGUAUAUGAAACUGAUGUCGACGAAGCACCCAUUAACGAGUAUGAGAAAAUAUGCCAAUUCCCACACAACAAGGUUUUUCAGUGAUAGAAGAUGGAUGAUUCCAUUCUUUACGAGUUUACUCAUAUCUAUUACUCUGUUGUUCUCAGCCUUUUUUGGUCUAUUUACCUCUCCUUAUGGUGGAGAUCAGUUAUCGUUGGACAGAAUUCCAUUUGGGAGAGCAGAUGAUUCUAGUGAGUACUUUGUAGAAAUGGAUAUAAAUAAAUCUUUGAACACGAGUAGGUAUUCCAAAUCAGGAGCACCUAGAAUAGCUUAUCUUAUAUCAGGAACAAAGGGUGAUAGUCGGAGAAUGAUGAGGACCUUACAGGCAAUUUAUCAUCCCAGAAAUCAGUAUAUUCUGCAUCUGGAUCUUGAGGCUCCAGCUCGUGAAAGGUUGGAAAUGACCCAAUAUGUGAAGAGUGACGCAACAUUCGACGAAGUAAGUAAUGUGCGCGUUAUGGCACAAUCCAAUUUGGUGACGUAUAAGGGCCCCACAAUGAUUGCUUGUACACUACAAGCGAUUGCAAUCAUGUUGAGGGAGAACGUGGAGUGGGACUGGUUCAUUAAUCUCAGUGCUUCAGAUUAUCCUCUUAUGACACAAGAUGAUUUGCUUCACGUUUUCUCAAAUUUGUCCAGAAAUCUCAACUUCAUUGAACAUAUACACUUUACUGGGUGGAAAUUGAAUCAAAGAGCAAAACCAAUCAUUAUUGAUCCUGGCCUUUACUUGUCUAAAAAAUCUGACCUCUCUUGGACUACUCAACGCCGAUCACUUCCCACGUCUUUCAAGUUGUUUACAGGUUCAGCAUGGGUAAUGCUAACUCGAUCCUUCGUUGAGUACUGUAUAAUGGGAUGGGAUAACCUUCCCCGCACUAUUCUAAUGUAUUACACAAAUUUUGUAUCUUCUCCAGAAGGCUAUUUCCACACUGUUAUAUGCAACAAUGAAGAAUACCGGACCACUGCAAUAAGCCACGAUCUUCACUACAUUGCUUGGGAUAAUCCUCCUAAGCAGCAUCCUGCAUCGCUGACAAUGAAAGACUAUGACAAAAUGGUAAAAAGCAAAGCCCCGUUUGCUCGUAAGUUUGCAAAGGACGAUCCUGUUUUAGACAAAAUUGAUAAAGAGCUUCUAGGCCGUACCCUCCGUUUCCCACUUGGGGCAUGGUGUAUAGGGAGCACCAACGGUGGAUCAGAUCCAUGCUCUGCCCGUGGAAACGAUUCAGUGUUCAAUCCAGGUCCUGGUGCUGAGAGGUUGCAAGAAUUGGUCCAGACAUUGUUAUCUGAAGAAUCUCGGAAAAAGCAGUGUUCAUGACAAAAGGUGAAAGGUAGUCAGGUGGACACAACCACAAGUGUAAAUUGGUGUGUCUAUAGGUGGUUGUUGGUUCUUGAUGUAAAACGAUGAAGCCUUUCAUUUCCAUAUAGUUGAAUUUACCAUUCACAUGAUGUUUCACAGAAUUUACAAGUUAUAAAGAGAAAUACCAGAAACCUCGGACUUUAUGAA
Messenger RNA from Tripterygium wilfordii, 2283 nucleotides. Its product is annotated as beta-glucuronosyltransferase GlcAT14A-like. Gene Ontology annotation, molecular function: glucuronosyltransferase activity. NCBI's taxonomy places the organism in Eukaryota, Viridiplantae, Streptophyta, Magnoliopsida, Celastrales, Celastraceae. Bases 757 to 2094 code for a protein of 445 amino acids. The record is from RefSeq and is a predicted model, not a curated record. Gene Ontology annotation, cellular component: membrane. The transcript has 4 exons.